AUGGAAAUAGAGGUCUUGCCGCAGUUCCUACAACAGCCCACCCUAUACGCACAAUACGCGGCUGCAGCAUACUGCUCAGAUAACACCAAUUCCUCGAAUACUAAGACCCUGACAGAGUUCGAAGACUCCGAAUCUUUUGGCAACGUGGCCGGGGUCCUUGCCGUCGAUAAAACAAACAAGCAGAAUGUUCUCUCCUUCCGGGGAACCAGAUCGAUAGAAACCUGGGUUGCCAACGUCCGAUUCGCGAAGGACGACGUCGAUGAUACCUGUGACGGGUGCAAAGUGCACACCGGCUUUUUUAAAUCAUGGAAGGCCAUAGCUGCUGCUACAAAGGACGGUGUUGCUGUGACGGGCCAUAGUUUCGGUGGUGCGAUGGGCACUAUUGCGGCUGCUGUUUUACGGAAUUCGGGGCUUAAGGUUGAAUUGUAUAACUAUGGAGCGCCUCGUGUAGGUAACAAGGAGUUUACUGAGUAUGUCUCGGCACAAGGCGCCAAUUUCCGUGUUUCACCUUCCAAUGAUAUUGUUCCUCACAUGCCACGUCGGAUGUUUGGGUAUCACCAGAUUAGGACUGCGGAUAUUGAGAUGAUCAACGAGGCAGAUUCGAAUAUAGGGAAUGCUGGAAGAAGAUGA
Messenger RNA from Aspergillus alliaceus, 630 nucleotides. Its product is annotated as lipase family protein. The transcript has 5 exons. The coding region runs from base 1 to 630 and encodes 209 amino acids. Gene Ontology annotation, biological process: lipid metabolic process. The record is from RefSeq and is a predicted model, not a curated record. Lineage: Eukaryota; Fungi; Ascomycota; Eurotiomycetes; Eurotiales; Aspergillaceae.